AGCGGGGCAGGGCUGGGCAGGGCAGCGCUUCGCCUCGCCGCGCCUCGCCGCCAGGGGCGCGGGCUCCCCUCGCACGGCGCCCGCCGCCGCCCCGCGCCCCGCUGACAGCCGCCCUGACAGCCGCGCCGCGCCGCCAUUCAACCCUCCCCCCGCCGCCGGAGGUGAGUGAGCGCCUGCCCGCCGAGGGGCAGCCCCGGCGGCGCUUCCUCCGCGGGAACGAUCGCGCUUCAGCCCCGUCCCUGUGCGCCCGUCCCGCCGGCGGCGCCGGUGCGGCGGCCGCUUCGCCCGCCAAGAGCCGAAGGCAGCAGCGUGGAAGGUGUUCUUGGAAAAAAGUGCCUGCACUUUGGAGCUGAAGAAGGACAUGAGGAGUAAAAGGACCUGGGAUCUCAGUGGUCAGAAUGAAACAGAUGUUGAAAGAUUUUUCAAAUCUAUUGUUAGUAGUGCUGUGUGACUAUGUUCUCGGUGAAGUGGAGUAUCUCCUGUUGGAGCGCCCAGGUCAUGUAGCCUUCAGCAAUGACACGGUGUCUGUGGAAUAUCAGUACUACGGUGGUGGUGGUAAUGUGACAGCAGAGCAUCCAUCCAUCCUAUUGCUGGAUGCCAGCACCAACGAGAUAAUUGCAAGAAAACAGCUUCCAGCAAAUCAAUCGCAGGGGAUUGUAGAGUUCGAGUGUUUCCAUUUCAAGAGUGCUGGGGACUUUUUGUUCAGAAUGGUCUCUCCCAGCAAUAAUAGCAGUGCUGUCCAGCAGAGCAGAAGCAGCAUGUCCACCCUCCAUGUGGAGUGGCCUGUAUUUCACAUUGAUUUGAACAAGAGUUCAGAGGUGCUUGGGAGCUCCCUUCAGGUUGGACUUUUUACAAAUGAGAAGUUGUGUGCCAUGAACGAGACAGUGGUUUCACUGGAUGUGAUAUUCACCAGCACCCUUUAUGAAUUCAGAAGGGUAAGCUCUGAUGAGACUCUGGGUGUUAGAACUAGCAAAGGAAUCCCACUCUCUAGGUCCCAGUGGGUAGAGUUUGAUUGCCCACCUGUUGGUCAAGAAACAUACAUCACUGUGUUGCUGAAAUCGUUAGAAACACAUUCCGUCAUUGCCUCCAUGGGACCCAUAGAUCUCCUCCACAAAUUUGGAUACAGACUGGUUGUGGCGCCAGAAGCAACAUGCAAAACUUUGGUUCAGGUCUUCGUAGUCUCUCCACCGUGCACUUCUAUCAGUGGAAAAAUUGUCGUCUAUAAAGAGGCUCUCAAGCAUCCUAGUCAAAGAACAGCUUGGCUGUAUGAAAACACCCUUCACCCAGGAGACAACAGGACAGACUUUAACUGCACUUUGUUUGACGUGGGGAAGAACAAAUACUGCUUUGACCUUUUUAAUUUCUCAAACCGAAGUCAUUUCCCAACAAGAGCUAAGGAGUGUAUGAUGAUCCAAAGGAAUAUGGAAACGUGGAGCCCGUGGCAGCCCUGGAGCCCCUGCAGCGUCACCUGCGGGGACGGCGUCCGCGAGCGCUUCCGAGAGUGCCUCACCUCCUCGCCCGCAAGGCCAGGCUGUGCCGGACCGCCGAGGGAGACGUCCUUGUGCUCGCUGGAGGAGUGUUUGUCUAUCAAUCCUCCCACCGCACCUUCUGUCGAGCCGGGAGAGGACCAGAAAGCAAAUAAUAUAGUCACUAUCACAGGUAUCUCCUUAUGCUUGUUCAUCAUCUUUGCCACUGUUCUCAUCACCCUCUGGAGGAAGCUCUGCAGAGCUCAGAAGUGCAGCACGGCUGUGCGCCGAAGCUCCGUCCAUUCCCCUGGCUUCCGAAAAAACUCCGAUGAAGAGAACAUUUGCCAAGGCAACAAGCAGCGGGACAGCUUUGCCGAAGGAGGGGAUGCCCCUGUUAACAUUCCUCUGACCUACAGGCGAAGCCUCCAAUUUGCCCAAGAAGAUGAUGCCUCUGGAAGUGAGAACUUUCAACCAAAUGCCCAAAAAAUAAUCCCUCCAAUUUUUAGCUACCGGCUUGCACAGCAGCAGCUAAAAGAGAUGAAGAAGAAAGGCCUGACGGAGACCACCAAGGUGUACCACGUCUCUCAGAAUCCGCUCACAGACACGGUUGUUGGUGCCACCACAAUGCUUCCCCUAAGCGGAGAAAACCAAGAAGAGGCAGCGACAAACAAAUUUAGGAUCAAAUCUCCAUUUCUGGACCAGCCAGCCAGUCAGCCCAAAUUCCUGGGGGAAAGCUCUCACCCUAGGCUGGAUUUUCCAUUCUCGCAGGCCAAUCCUGCAAUGAGCCCUACGCAAACCUUGAUAAGAAGAGCUCAUUUCAAGCACCAGGAUAACAGAGGGGACUUUCCUGAGAGGGGCUCUCACAGAAACCCACAGUUUAGAAGAACGGCCAGUUUCCAUGAAACUAAAAAGGCCAGGCCUUUCAGAGAGAGAAGCAUGUCCACCCUCACCCCCCGACAGACUCCUCUUUACAGUUCCAGGACCAGGAUGUGGGACCAGAGUCUGGAGGACAGGAUGCGGCCAAAAUCAAGAAACGCUAAUCCAACUUGUGACAAGCUGGAUCAGCCCCACAGCGCCGUGCUGGGGUGUGAACUGCAGGGCCACGAUGCAAAGUGCCACCACAGGCCAUGUCCCCCGGUGAAGAAGCUGGACCUGGUCACUGACCGCCAGCCUGCAGGUCAGGAGAAGGCAGCUGAUAAGCCCGAGCCCAGCCGAGGUAAGAGGGGUCUUUCACCGAACCCCAGAGGUGCCUGGAGGAAGGAAACAGGCUCAGCUGGCAAAGAUAAUUCCCAGAGAGGCCAAAGCGUGAGCCCUGCCCAGUACCGAAAGGACAAGUGCCAGAGCUUCCCCUUGGACCCUGAGUUUGCCUUUUAUGAUAAUACUACUUUUGGCUUAACAGAGGCAGAACAGCAGAUGAUCGACCUCCCUGGGUAUUUUGGCUCAAAUGAAGAGGAUGAAACAAGCACUUUAAGCGUGGAGAAGCUGGUGAUCUAAGCGACUCGUUGCAGCCCUGCAGGAGAGGCGUGUGCAGGAGAGGAUAUGCAGGAUCUGGUGACUUCUGGUGGAAGGAGCAGCAGGAACCACGUUCCCUCUGCACGGAGCAAGAAGGAAUAAUGCCCCAAGUCUGGCUUGUGGAAACACAUUCCUUCCUAAUUACUGGAAAGUGCUUCCAUAUAAUUUUUUGUAUGUUUGUGUGCACAAUACACACAAAAUACCCUGGGAGAACACGUUAGUAAAGGUGUGACGCAGGAAUAGCCAGUACGUUGUAUUGCAGCAAGCAGUCAUGUUUCCUGCGUCAUACAUGGUGAAUGCCACUGAUCAAGCUUUUCCCACCUUGUGGGCUGUGUACUAGUAGAUUAUGUCCUAACGCAUCCAUUGUCCAGUAUCCUCAACCAUGUCCUAAUUAGUGAAUCCUUUCCCAUUUAGAAAACACAAACCUCAAGUCGUGAGUAGUUUUCAUUGUUUUUCUGGUAGUCACUAUUGAACUGUGUUGUUUCGCCGUAGUUGCUUAAAUAAGUCAUAUUGUGGUGUUACUUUUAGUCGGUUGCUUGGAAGUGCAAACAAUUGAUGCUGAAUACUUUGAGUGAAUUUAAAAUUCAGGGGGCAUUUUUCAGCAUUCAAGACUUUGAUAAUUUCUUUCUGCCAAUAUUUACACCAAGAAAACAGUAAUGCACAAAUAUUUGCAGGACAUUAGUAUUAAAGGGCAUGCUACUGGGAGGGUAAAGAAAAAGGAUUAUCAUAUUUUAGUCCUCACAGAAAUGUCACUGCAGCAUUUAAGCACAUGUAAAAGGCAGUGAGAGAAAUGUUGAAUCACCUGUCCUUUCCAUAAUCAUCUUUGCCUUUAUUAAACUUUUUUUUUAAUGUGAAUAAAUUGACAAUAAUACUACUAUGGUAAGGUCAAAAUAAAUUAUGAACAAAACUAGUGAACAACAAAUUUAUUUGAUGAAUACCUGUUCUGCAAACAAAAAGAAAAAAUAAAAUGGCUUGACAACA
This is a messenger RNA of Columba livia (rock pigeon), 3959 nucleotides long. It is a transcript of the gene THSD1, whose product is annotated as thrombospondin type 1 domain containing 1. The coding region runs from base 399 to 2960 and encodes 853 amino acids. Lineage: Eukaryota; Metazoa; Chordata; Aves; Columbiformes; Columbidae. Gene Ontology annotation, cellular component: cell periphery; cell surface. The transcript is spliced from 5 exons. The record is from RefSeq and is a predicted model, not a curated record.